AUGGCUUCAAGAACUGCCACAAAAGACAUAAUCACUCUUCGCGGAUCGGCUGCCAUAGUCAGUGAAUUCUUUGGUUAUGCUGCAAACAGUAUUCUGUACAAUCGUGGAGUUUACCCAGAAGAAAGUUUUGCAAAGGUCAAGAAAUAUGGGCUUCCAAUGCUGCUUACUCAGGACGAAGGUGUCAAAUCAUUCCUUUCAAACUUAACAGCGCAGCUUUCUGAGUGGCUGGAAUCUGGGAAGCUGCAGAGGGUAGUUCUGGUGAUCAUGAGCAAGGCCACUGGUGAGGUUUUAGAGAGGUGGAAUUUCAGUAUUGAGACGGAUAAAGAGGUUGUCGAAAAAGGAGUCACAAGGGAGAAAAGUGAUAAGGAAAUUAUGAGGGAAAUUCAAGCAAUUAUGAGACAGAUAGCAUCCAGCAUUACAUAUUUGCCAUGCCUCGACGAACCUUGUGUUUUUGAUGUGUUAGCCUACACAGACACAGAUGUGGCAGUUCCAUUUACUUGGAUUGAGAGUGACCCUAAACUGAUAGCCAACCCUCAGAUGGUGAAACUGCAUUCUUUUGAUACUAAGAUACACAAGUGGUUAAAAUCAUCUGGGCACGUUCAUUUUCACCAGCUCAAAAUCUUUAAUUUACUCUCAGGAUAUCCUGAUUAA
Fraxinus pennsylvanica is the source of this 651-nucleotide messenger RNA. The record is from the annotation of a GenBank genome assembly. NCBI's taxonomy places the organism in Eukaryota, Viridiplantae, Streptophyta, Magnoliopsida, Lamiales, Oleaceae.